AUGUUGAAGAAUCUGUCUCAGACAUUCACACAAGGAAUGACACAGUUCAAAGAAGAUGCCGAGAAACUCCAGAAUAAUGAAGAAUUCAACGAGAUACUCAAAAACACAUUCAACUGUGAUUGCCAUCACUCGGAAGAAUCGGAACGUCAGAAUUCAGAGAGAGAAAACUUUUACAAUCUUACAGGUGUUGAACGCACACCAGAAAUGGCUGCUAUGAUUCAGAAGGCAGAAGCAGCUGGAGAUAUCCAUAAUCUCAUAGAGACAGUCAGAAUACUUCGUGCUAAUGGAAUUGAUGUCUUCAAGGGUGUCGAAAUCAAUGGUUCCAACGAUAAUGAUAAUUAUGAGAAGAAGUAUGAGCAGCAAUUAAAUACACUUGGUGAAAUGGGAUUCCUAGACAAAGAGACAAAUAUAUCAAUCCUCAAGCAAACAAAUGGAAACAUCAACCUCGCACUAGAAAAGAUAUUCAAUAACCACUAA
Trichomonas vaginalis G3 is the source of this 477-nucleotide messenger RNA. RefSeq names its product ubiquitin family protein family. Gene Ontology annotation, molecular function: protein binding. The record is from RefSeq and is a predicted model, not a curated record. NCBI's taxonomy places the organism in Eukaryota, Parabasalia, Trichomonadida, Trichomonadidae. The coding region runs from base 1 to 477 and encodes 158 amino acids. The transcript has a single exon.